Gongylonema pulchrum is the source of this 1074-nucleotide messenger RNA. The record is from the annotation of a GenBank genome assembly. Lineage: Eukaryota; Metazoa; Nematoda; Chromadorea; Rhabditida; Gongylonematidae.
AUGAUCUGUCGUGAUGAGUGCGAUGAAUUACAGAAUUCGGAUGGGAACUCAUUUCAAGCAGCACUGAUAAUGAGCGAAUCAGGCACAUUUGCGCACAUCGUGUACAGCAAAUUGAACACAAACAACGAUGCCGUGGCCGGUUUCAGUGGCACCGAUGGUUACUAUUCGUUGCCGGGUUCUGGGACACACAACGCAAUACAGCUGGCUGAGAAAAGUGAUAUCGGUAUCCCGGGAGAAUUCCUAUUCCGUAUCGAUUCCGAUCAAGUGUUCCUUUGCGGAGCCGGCUAUAAGGGGCAAGAAUGUGCAGAAGCAUGCGGUAAUACGGAGUGGGGGCUCGACUGCACUAGACAGUGCCACUGCGAAGGUGGUUCACAUUGUAAUGCCGAGACAGGCGCAUGCCCCAAUGGAAAGUGUAAUCCUGGAUGGACCGGCGCACCGAUCUGCGAAGAUGAUGUCGACGAGUGUGCGGAGCAUGAGAAUCUCUGUCCACGAGAGCAGCCAGACUGUGUUAAUACAGCCGGUGCAUAUUUGUGUAUCUGUUAUGAAUACGAUAAUACAACAAACACGUGCAAAGGUAUAAUGCCGAUAAAAAGUGACAAGAGUGAGCGAAUACCAGUACGUGUGGUACCGGUGCAGCCAAAACUGGCAUCCACGAUUAACGUGCCCAGCUCAAAGGCAACAAAGCAACAACAACAUGGUGCCGAGCAGUUGAAAACACCAUCAUCAACAAUAACAACAGCUGCAGCAACAAGUUCACUGCCCGCUAAGCACAAUGCAUCCGCGCAACCUACUUCUUCAAAUGAGGCUGAUACUCCAAACCUUGGAAUAGCCUCAUCACGAUGUCAUUGCGGUGAAAAUGCGGAAUGUCUUUCCGGUAUAUGUCAGUGCAAAUCGGGCUGGACCGGUGAUGGCAAAACCUGUGUCGAUAUUAACGAAUGUUUCGGUGAGCCAAGCGUAUGCGGCUCGCACGCCAUCUGCCAAAACAGCCCUGGAUCGUAUAGCUGCCAGUGUAACAUCGGCUAUAUUUUCGACAAAACUGGCAAAUGCAUUGGUAUGUUUCAUGAUUCUUCUUGA